This is a messenger RNA of Amphiprion ocellaris (clown anemonefish), 4430 nucleotides long. RefSeq names its product SUN domain-containing ossification factor-like. Gene Ontology annotation, biological process: regulation of bone remodeling; protein folding in endoplasmic reticulum. The record is from RefSeq and is a predicted model, not a curated record. The transcript is spliced from 24 exons. Gene Ontology annotation, cellular component: membrane; cytoplasm. Lineage: Eukaryota; Metazoa; Chordata; Actinopteri; Pomacentridae. The coding region runs from base 200 to 4180 and encodes 1326 amino acids.
CCCGCACUGACAGUCAACAGCAGCCUGUGUGUGGGUGACGGCGGCUAGCAUCACACUUCACCGUGAAAGUGCUAACGUCAGCCGAGCGAACAGGAAACAGCAGGUGAAUUUGUGUUACACACAGCUGAGGAGACCCCUAACGAACAGGAUAAAACGUUUCUACGAGUACGACGAGGAUGCCUGUCCCGGCAGGAGAGGGAUGAAGAUGACACCGCUGUUGUGGCGAGUUGUGUCAGUGUGGAUAUGUGUAGCUGUAGUCUGUCGGUACCCCAGUUGUUAUGUUGGUUGCACAGAGUUGCAGCAAGAGGCCCAGAAGAUUGUAUCCUCGCAGGACACCAGUUCAGAGGACGAGCCAGGGGAAAAGGCUUAUCAUGACAAGGUUGGGGAAAGCUGGGUCUCACCUGCACAGUCUGUCUCAGAACAUGAGCAGCUGAUAGAGGAUGAUCACCAAAAAGAAGAGCAGAUAGCAGGAGAGGUGGACCAAAAACAAUAUGUGGAGGCCUUUGAAACAGAGGAGCCUGCUGUAGAGGUAGAGCUGGAGGCAGAAAAAAGAAUUUCACAAUCUGAGCAAAUCAUAGAAUAUCAACAUCCUGAAACUUCGGUCACUCAGGAUCAGGACUCUGCCUCCGUGCUGCCUUCCCCAGACUCUGUCUCUGGCCUCUCUGUUGAUAAUAAAGAGGACCCCAGCAUCCCUAGCCCUCAAGACAACACCCCAAAUGAUGUUUCAAGAGAUGCAUCUGAUGUAGCUGCUUCUGAGGUUCUUGAUUCUGACCUGACUCCAGCUGACUGUGAAGAAGAAGAAGAGAACAACCCAUAUGACAAUGAAAGCAGCCCUCCAGUAGUUCUGGAGAACACUUCCAAUGCUCACACUACAGGUACUAAAACCCACACUGACCCUCCUGUAAGUUCUCCAGCUGAUCACAGCACUCAGCAUCUGGAUACCAACAUAUCACACAUGCUGAAAGAGAAGGACUCGAGCUCCCCUGUCAGCACAGACACAGAUUCCAGUGUGAGCGGCAAGGACCCGGAGGACAUCCCCACUUUUGAUGAGUGGAAGCGGAAAAUGAUGGAGGUGGAAAAAGAGAAAACUCUGUCUACUCACACCUCAAACAACGGGGCUUCUCAAACUGUGAAGAAGGUCCAGAAGAACUUCAAUAACUAUGCUUCAGUGGAGUGUGGAGCCAAGAUACUUGGCGCUAACCCAGAGUCUAAGAGCACUUCAGCCAUAUUGGAGGAGAACAUGGACUUGUACAUGUUAAACCCAUGUAGUAACAAAAUCUGGUUCAUUAUUGAGCUCUGUGAGCCCAUCCAGGUGAAGCAGCUGGACAUCGCUAACUUUGAGCUCUUCUCUUCUACUCCUAAAGAUUUUCUUGUCUCCAUUAGUGAUAGAUACCCAACCAAUAAGUGGCUAAAGCUGGGGACGUUUCAUGCCAGAGAUGAACGCACAGUUCAGAGCUUCCCAUUGGAUGAACAUCUUUAUGCUAAAUAUGUAAAAAUGUUCACCAAGUACAUAAAGGUAGAGCUGGUCUCUCACUUUGGUUCUGAACAUUUUUGCCCCCUUAGUCUCCUAAGGGUGUUUGGAACAAGCAUGGUGGAGGAGUAUGAGGAGAUAGCUGAUCCCUCAGAAAGACCAGAUGACCAGGAUGACGACUUGGAUUAUCCCUCUGGAUAUGCAUCUGGUGAAGUCAAGUUAACUAAUAAUAUAAUUGGAACAGCUAAAGAUGCCCUGAUGAACAUGGUGAAUAAUAUUGCUAACAAUGUUCUUGGGGGAAGCGCAGAGUUGCAAGGCAAUCUUUCAUCCCAAGAAGUGAAUGUGACUGAGCCAUCACAACAGCUUGAGACCUCCACUGAAACUACCACUACAGACCUUACUUCAGUUUCAGAAACUGAAGAAGUGCAGAUUCCACCUGACCCUGAGAUCCCUGAAACUAUAGACCCUUCAUUAGAGACCCCUUUGCCAGAAACUCCUACUAUCGAUAGCAGCAAACAAGAGCUCCCCCUAGUGGAGGAACAAAUAGUCAUUCCUUUACAGAAAGAUGAAGAAGAACAUAUAAGCUCUACGAUCAUUCUUCUGGACAAGGAGGACGAGUUGGAUGAAGACAAAGAGAAACGGGAUCAUCAUGAACAACAAGAAAGCCAAAACUACUGCUCUCUACUUCCUUCACUUUCCUCAUGCUCUUGUGCAGCCUCCCUUCAGGAGUAUUUCCAGCAGCAAUGUUCAGCCUCACUAUCCAAAAAGAGGAAAUGCCAAAAAAUGGAUAGAAAGCAAACGAUUACACCCAUCCAGACGCCAGCUUGGCAGCUAACUCUGUCCCCCACUGCCUGCCCUGAACCUCAGCAACACCACACUGAGGUACAUCAGCCCCAUGAAAAAGAACAAGCUUCUGAGCAGGAGCCAGAGAGUGAAGCCAUCGCGUCAGAAGCACCGCAGCCUCCAGGGAACACAGUAGAAUCUGUAUCUGAACCUCCUCCGCUGGAGCCCAGUCAAACCUCGAACCUCCCCAAACCGAGUGCCACUCAUUCAUCCUUUGCCAAACCUACCCCUGUUGUGGAAACACCACAGCUGUCUUCUGAGGAGCCAGUAAAGGAGCCAGCGCCACAAAAGAGCCAGGAUGUGCUGGCUGAGGAGAAGCACAUUGAGCCUUCAGCUUCUCUCAGUAACUCUCUCUCUAUAAAACCCACUGUUAGUGCUGAAGUGGACGAUGCAUCAGCAGCACCAACGGAGGAGAAGCCUAAUGUUGAUAUUACUCAAGAAGAAAUAAAUACAGUCAUCCAAACCCAAGUUAAGACAGAUCUGUCUCCAGUUCUGCUUCCCACCAUCCCACCUUAUUUAGAACAACCUGACCCACCAGUUGAACCUGAAAGCAGCACUGCUUCCACUGAAGUAUCCCACCCUACUAUAGACACUGUCACAGAGCCUGAGCCCUCUGGUGGUCCUCCGGCCAUCACAGAUGCUAAAAUGGAGGAUCUUACAGAAGACAUCUCUACAUCUUCAGGUGGCAUCAAUCAGCUACCUCGUCCUUCUUCUCCGACUCCUCCUUCGCCUACCUCACCAUCCCUCUCAGACAUCUAUGCAGAUCCCCCGAAUGGCACAGAGCAGAAUGGGAACCCAGUGCACGGAACCAACCAGAAAGAGUCUGUGUUCAUGAGACUCAACAACCGCAUCAAAGCCCUGGAGAUGAACAUGUCGCUCAGCGGGCGCUACCUGGAGCAGCUUAGCCAGAGGUAUCGAAAGCAAAUGGAGGAGAUGCAGAAGGCUUUCAACAAAACCAUCAUUAAACUUCAGAACACCUCUAGAAUUGCAGAGGAGCAGGACCAACGUCAGACUGAAUCCAUUCAGGUGCUGCAGGGCCAGCUGGAGAAUGUGACUCAGCUGGUUCUCAACCUGUCUGUCAGAGUCAGUCAGCUGCAGAAUGAGGUGUCAGACAGGCAGAAUUACCUGCUGCUGUCUCUUGCGUUGUGUUUGUGUCUCGGCUUUCUGGUGUGUGCCAACCACUGCCGCAUCUCCACCGUUCCUCCAGCCGUAGAACCAGAACCACCCAUGCCCAAGAGCUACACCUUCUGCUGUCCUGAAAGGCAGCUCUCUUGUGGUGAUGAGACGGGCUUGAAGAGAAGUGCAUCCUAUCCACUCAUACACUCUGAGUCAUUCCAGUUAGCCACCACUGAAGGCCCAGAAAUGCUGCAUGCAGAGGAGACACAAAGUCUCUGCUCAGUGAACAGAAAGAAGAGGCGUCGUAAGAUGAAACCCCUGGACAAAGUAGAGACUCUGAAACCCUCUUUUCACGCUGCUCCAGAACUGUGUAACGGAGCUGUAAUAUGUAACGGUGUGCCUGUCACCACUAACCCCAUCCCCAUUACACAAAGGUUACUGCAACCUACCUUUAGAGACUCACCAUCAGAAGGAAGCUCAGAGGGAUCUUCUCAUUCAGAUGACCCCUCUUUCUGUGGCAUCUCAACCUGCUCUCGGAUCUGUGACGGCCUCCCUCCACCCAAGGGCCGGGCGGAGAAACGGGCAUUAAGACGCAGGCGUCCAAAGCCCAGCUGUGCAGUGGUGGAUAUGCUUCAUGUUCCUCGGAGGGACGAGAGUGAACCUUUGCCCAUUGCUACCAUACAUGACAUCAUGAAAAGGAAAACUGAGCAAAGCUCUGGAACAUUUGUGGCGCUCUCAGGUCCUGUCUGACUUUAACAGAGACUAAAACUCCACUCCUUCUCACUGCUAGACUCUUUCAAAAAGAGGAUGGCUGUACAUUUCUGUAGCCAGAGGCAGCUUUCAGCUUCAACAUGAGACAAUCCAUUUAUUCUUACUGUUAAUUUGUUUUUUGUUCAUGUUCUGUGUUCAGUUCUCGUCAGACAUUUAUAUUUGUUACAUUUCGAACUGAAGAAAUGUCUUCCCAGCUUUCCAUUAAAGCUUUUCUCUUUUGUUUGUGAAA